UGCAAACAAAUGAGCAGCUCGCUUAGGGGGAGCAGCCAUCUGGAGGUUCAAAAAUCAAAUUAGAGCUCGCCGACUCAGCCGUCCGAGCGAAAGCGAAGCGCGGCCCAACUCCCUCGCCAAACGCUCCUGGUGGUCUCCUCCGCCUCCCCCACGCCGGCACCCCUUGUAGUUGUAGACGACCUCGGCGCCGGCGACGCCAUGGCGGCGGCGCAGCCGAAGCCGGCCAAGAGGCUGGGCGGCAUGGCGGAGGCGCUCGCCAUCGCCGCCGACCUCGGAUUCCCCGCCCCUACCACGCAGGAAGAUCAGACUAGCUCUGACAAAAGCGAUGAUUUGGUGAAAGUUCUGAGAGAACUGACUGUCGUGCAGAGGAACAUUGCCAACUUGCAAGUGGAGCUACAAGGAAGAAAGGAUGAUAAAAACAUUGCUCAUUUGACUCAUGUGAGUGAGAUGGAAAAGAAGUGUGAAUCUUUGGCCAGAAUAACUACUAUAUUGAAAGAUGUAAUUCAGAACAAGGAUCGCAUUAUUGCUCGGCUGCAACAACCUUAUUCCCUUGACUGCAUACCAGUUGAAGCUGAAUACCAGAAACAAUUCUCGGAGCUACUUCUGAAAGCAGCAAGUGACUAUGGGGCAUUGACAGCAUCAGUUGGUGAUUUCCAGUGGAGUCAAAACUUUAGAGAGUCACCAGCUGUCUGGGGGGAAAUGCUGCGACCGAUUCCUGCUGCACUUGCUUCCUGCACCCGGUUCUUCGAGGCCAUGUCCGCGAUGAGGGAAUCCUUCUCUACUCUUCAGAAACUACGUGUUGGCCAUUCCUCUCUGGCACUGACCCCAAGUGGCUCCAGUGACGAUUCGAAGUUCUUGACGCCGCCUCAGUGGAGAGACGGCGGCUCAAUGCUCGACAGCUGGAAGCAAGUGGAGGACAUGAACCCCGAGAGCGAUGGACUUGCUGACGCCAUGAACCAGAGGAGGCUGUCUUGGCCUGCCAUCAAGAGGGACCCGUAGCUAGGUCGCAGCUCACCCAUCAAACUUAGGUUCCAUGUUGUAUAAAUAGGAUUCCAACUUGUCUAGUUGUCCUUGAUUCUCUGAAUGUCUGUUUUCUGUUUUCGUUCCCAUCACUUGCACCCAUUUGGCAUGUUCGACUUAACUGAGAAAUGUUCUAUAAGUUCCUUAAAUCAAUAUUGUGGCAAAAUUUGAUAUGUUUUAUACUGAUAUAUACUUGUCAAGUGC
Molecule: messenger RNA, 1224 nt
Organism: Sorghum bicolor (sorghum)
Lineage: Eukaryota; Viridiplantae; Streptophyta; Magnoliopsida; Poales; Poaceae
Product: AUGMIN subunit 2
Exons: 6
Coding region: 199-999 (266 amino acids)
Biological process (GO): spindle assembly; microtubule nucleation; microtubule organizing center organization
Cellular component (GO): mitotic spindle microtubule
Source: RefSeq, a predicted model, not a curated record